This is a messenger RNA of Plutella xylostella (diamondback moth), 2357 nucleotides long. It is a transcript of the gene Hsp83, whose product is annotated as Heat shock protein 83. Gene Ontology annotation, molecular function: ATP binding; ATP hydrolysis activity; ATP-dependent protein folding chaperone. Gene Ontology annotation, biological process: protein folding. The record is from RefSeq and is marked provisional. NCBI's taxonomy places the organism in Eukaryota, Metazoa, Arthropoda, Insecta, Lepidoptera, Plutellidae.
GAAGCGACUACAAAACACGUGCUAUUUUAACUGAAUUCGCGCUAGUCAAACGGUUUUCUGUGAAGAAGUUUACGUUUCCUGAAUAAGUUUAUUGUUAAUUUGAAGAAAGAAAAGUGUCACAAUGCCUGAAGAAAUGCAAGCGCAGUCGGGAGAGGUGGAGACCUUCGCCUUCCAGGCGGAGAUCGCCCAGCUCAUGUCCCUCAUCAUCAACACAUUCUACUCGAACAAAGAGAUCUUCCUCCGUGAGUUGAUCUCCAACUCGUCGGACGCGCUCGACAAGAUCCGCUACGAGUCGCUCACCGACCCCUCCAAGCUCGACAGCGGUAAGGAACUCUACAUCAAGAUCAUCCCGAACAAAGCCGAGGGCACGCUCACCAUCAUCGACACCGGUAUCGGCAUGACCAAGGCCGACCUCGUCAACAACCUGGGAACCAUCGCCAAGUCGGGCACCAAGGCCUUCAUGGAGGCGCUACAGGCCGGCGCCGACAUCAGCAUGAUCGGGCAGUUCGGAGUGGGUUUCUACUCGUGCUACCUCGUGGCGGACCGCGUGACCGUGACCUCCAAGCACAACGACGACGAGCAGUACAUGUGGGAAUCCGCCGCCGGGGGCUCCUUCACCAUCCGCUCCGACGCCAGCGAGCCGCUCGGCCGCGGCACCAAGAUCGUGCUGCACAUCAAGGAGGACCUGACCGAGUACCUCGAGGAGCACAAGAUCAAGGAGAUCGUGAAGAAGCACUCGCAGUUCAUCGGCUACCCCAUCAAGCUGAUGGUGGAGAAGGAGCGCGAGAAGGAGCUGUCUGACGACGAAGCCGAGGAGGAGAAGAAGGAGGAGGGCGAGGACGACAAGCCCAAGAUCGAGGACGUCGGCGAGGACGAGGACGAGGACGCUAAGGACAAGAAGAAGAAGAAGAAGACGAUCAAGGAGAAGUACACGGAGGACGAGGAGCUUAACAAGACCAAGCCCAUCUGGACGCGCAACGCUGACGACAUUACCCAAGAGGAGUACGGUGACUUCUACAAGUCGCUGACCAACGACUGGGAGGACCACCUGGCCGUCAAGCACUUCUCCGUGGAGGGGCAGCUGGAGUUCCGCGCGCUGCUGUUCGUGCCGCGCCGCGCGCCCUUCGACCUGUUCGAGAACAAGAAGCGCAAGAACAACAUCAAGCUGUACGUCCGCAGAGUCUUCAUCAUGGAUAACUGCGAGGACCUCAUCCCCGAGUACCUCAACUUCAUCAAGGGAGUCGUCGACAGCGAGGACCUGCCCCUCAACAUCUCCCGAGAGAUGCUGCAGCAGAACAAGAUCCUGAAGGUGAUCCGCAAGAACUUGGUCAAGAAGUGUCUCGAGCUGUUCGAGGAGCUGGCUGAGGAUAAGGAGAACUACAAGAAGUACUAUGAGCAGUUCAGCAAGAACCUGAAGCUGGGUAUCCACGAGGACUCUCAGAACAGGAACAAGCUGGCUGACCUGCUGCGCUUCCACACAUCCGCCUCUGGGGACGAGGCCUGCUCCUUCAAGGAGUAUGUCUCCCGCAUGAAGGAGAACCAGAAGCACAUCUACUACAUCACCGGAGAGAACAGAGACCAGGUGUCCAACUCCUCGUUCGUUGAGAGGGUCAAGAAGCGUGGCUACGAAGUAGUCUACAUGACUGAGCCCAUCGAUGAGUACGUAGUACAACAGAUGAGGGAGUACGACGGCAAGACCCUGGUGUCCGUCACCAAGGAGGGCCUCGAACUGCCCGAGGACGAGGAGGAGAAGAAGAAGCGCGAGGAGGACAAGGUCAAGUUCGAGAACCUCUGCAAGGUCAUGAAGAACAUCCUGGACAACAAGGUCGAGAAGGUCGUGGUCAGCAACAGGCUGGUGGAGUCUCCGUGCUGCAUUGUCACUGCCCAGUACGGUUGGUCCGCCAACAUGGAGCGCAUCAUGAAGGCGCAGGCGCUCCGAGACACCUCCACCAUGGGCUACAUGGCCGCCAAGAAGCACCUCGAGAUCAACCCCGACCACUCAAUCGUCGAGACUCUGCGGCAGAAGGCUGAGGUUGACAAGAACGACAAGGCUGUCAAGGACCUGGUCAUCCUGCUGUAUGAGACCGCUCUGCUGUCGUCCGGCUUCUCCCUGGACGAGCCCCAGGUGCACGCCUCCAGGAUCUACCGCAUGAUCAAGCUGGGUCUGGGCAUCGACGAGGACGAGCCCAUCCAAGUGGAGGAGGCCAGCGCUGGGGACGUCCCGCCCCUGGAGGGAGACGGAGAUGAUGCAUCCCGCAUGGAGGAAGUCGACUAAACUCUAGUUCCGCCUAUUAAUCUAGAUCUUUCUCUAGCCAUGUUGUAAUGGUGUCAUUGUGAUGUCUGAUGAGGAUGGAAUG